Messenger RNA from Hevea brasiliensis (rubber tree), 1050 nucleotides. Its product is annotated as probable glutathione S-transferase. The transcript has 2 exons. Gene Ontology annotation, biological process: glutathione metabolic process. Lineage: Eukaryota; Viridiplantae; Streptophyta; Magnoliopsida; Malpighiales; Euphorbiaceae. Gene Ontology annotation, molecular function: glutathione transferase activity. The coding region runs from base 203 to 895 and encodes 230 amino acids. Gene Ontology annotation, cellular component: cytoplasm. The record is from RefSeq and is a predicted model, not a curated record.
AUUAAUUCAUUCAACAACUCUAGGUCGUGGAGUCUUUGGUCUACAUAGGCUGCAGGCUGAAUUAAUUAAACACAAGUCUUCUCUCCAAUUUCCCAUUAUUUGAUCUACAAUUUAGAGAAGUUGCUCUAUAAUUUAGAGAAGUUGCUACAACUACAAAUCAAAAAACCCUCUGCAGAGAAAGGAAAAAGGCUCUCGAAUUAGCAUGGCAGCUGGGGAAGAGGUGAAGCUGUUGGGCGGUUGGUUCAGUCCAUUUUCUCACAGGGUGGAACUGGCAUUAAAGCUUAAGGGAAUUCCACAUCAGGUUUUACAGGAAGAUUUAUCCAACAAGAGCCCUCUGCUUCUCAAGAACAAUCCUGUCUACGAGAAAAUCCCUGUCCUUAUUCAUAAUCAGAAACCCAUUUCUGAAUCCUUUGUCAUUCUUGAGUACAUUGAUGAGACUUGGAAACGCAACCCUUUAUUACCUCAGGAUCCUCACGACAAGGCCUUGGCUCGCUUCUGGGCUAGCUUCAUAGAUGACAAGCUUGCGGAAGCUGUAAGGAGAACUAUAACUACCCAAGGAGAGCAACAGCAGCAGGAUGUGAAGAAAGCAACGGAAGCCUUGGAAAUUCUUGAAGGAGAGCUCAAGAUCAAGGGAAAAAGAUUCUUUGGAGGUGAAACGCUAGGAAUUGUUGAUAUAAUGCUGGGUUGGAUCAGCAUAUGGCUUGGAGUAAUUGAGGAAUUUGCUGGUGUCCAGGUAAUUGACCCUGAAAACUUUCCUGUCAUAGAAAAAUGGAAGCGGGAUUUUCUCCAGGUUCCUGCUGUCAAAGAAUCCUUGCCUCAGAGGGACCUUUUGGUGGGAUACUUUGAGAAUUUUCGCAGAUUUAAACUAGCUUCUGUUCCAGCACCUGGAAAUUAAGUGUGUAUGCAGAUUAUUUCUGCUUAGUUUCUGUAUUGGAAUGAGCUAAUGAGUUUCCAAGUUGGGAUUGGUGAUUUAUUUUAAUAAAUAAUUCAUCUGGCCUUGUGGAAAUUGUUGUAUUGAUUUCAAAAGAGAUCGAGAGAGAAGUUAUUUCA